Molecule: messenger RNA, 1297 nt
Organism: Maniola jurtina (meadow brown)
Lineage: Eukaryota; Metazoa; Arthropoda; Insecta; Lepidoptera; Nymphalidae
Gene: sicily
Product: NADH dehydrogenase (ubiquinone) complex I, assembly factor 6
Exons: 5
Coding region: 286-1212 (308 amino acids)
Biological process (GO): biosynthetic process; mitochondrial respiratory chain complex I assembly
Cellular component (GO): mitochondrion
Source: RefSeq, a predicted model, not a curated record
AUAUAGUUAUCUGUGGAUUGGUGGAAAAACUUGUAAAUUGUAAUCUUCUAAUGAUUUGAAGAAGAUAAUAACACUAAUAAAUAGAAAUAAUAUAAUAUGAGAUAAACCUACAAAGUAAAUAAUAAAUAAGUAUAUAAAGUACAAAAAAAUUUAUAAUGAAUACCCAUUAAUUUCCAACAGCUUUGAAACAGUGUAUUUGUAGGUUAAAUUAUAAGGCAUAUCUUUAGAAUUGUACCUUACCUAAUAGUUUAUUAUAGUAAUAGAAUAUUAAGAAGGAUAUUCAACAUGAUUUUGCAUUUAAAAUAUCCUUGUAGUGCUUAUAAAUCGUUAAGGAGAUUAUUGACGCAGCAGGCCUCUUCGACUUUAAGUGAAAAUUCUUUAAACUACUGUGCGACCAUUGUAAGACAGCAUGAUUAUGAAAAUUAUUUGGCUACUCUCCUCAUGACAAAAGCCUUGAGGUCUCCUGCAUUAGUUGUAAGAGCCUAUAAUGCAGAAAUAGCGAGGGUUCAAGACCAAACUACGGAUCCUCAGACUGCAGCGAUGAGGUUGCAGUUCUGGCAAGAUGCUGUGGGUGUUAUCUAUGAUCAACAAAAUGCUAAUAUACCAGCCAAUCCUGUAACUCAAGAACUGAACAAGGUAUGUGCAACUUAUAAGCUUCCAAGACGCUACAUUGAAAGACUCAUUUCAUCACGAGCUGGAUUACUCAAAAAUAAAUAUUUUAAGUCACUAGAAGAUGUUGAAGCAUAUACAGAAAACACUGUUUCUACUAUCUAUUAUUUAUUGCUUUGUAUUGCUGGAGUUGCCAAUGUACACGCUGAUCAUGCUGCAUCCCAUUUGGGUAAGGCUCAAGGACUAGUCAACAUAUUAAGAUCUGUUCAUGUAUCAAAUUACCACAAAACAAUAUGUUUGCCAAUGGAGGUAUUGAUGAAGUAUGAAGUCAGUCAACAGGCAGUUCUGAGGGGGACUGAUAAUGAGAACAUGAGGAAUGUUGUAUUUGAAAUAGCUAGUAGAGCUAAUAGUCAUUUAGAAAAGGCAAGAAAAAUUGAAGUACCAAAAUUAUGUAAUCAGAUAUUUCUACCAGCUAUUGCAGUGGAUAAAUAUUUAACGAAACUGCAGAAGAAGAACUUUAAUGUUUUUGAUAAAUCAUUACAACUUGGUAGUCCUAUGUUACCUUUAAGUUUAUAUUACAGAAGAUUGUUAAAUAAAUAUUAACUUAAUUUCUAUAUAUUUUGUUCAUAAUAUUAUAAUAUUUAAUUUAUUGACAGCUAAAUGCAAAAUAAAUAUUAGAGAAAUCUCA